AUGCUUGAAUCACCCUCGUCAGAGCGCGCCCUCAUUCUCUCCAUAAUUGCAAAGGCUCUAGGUGUGCCGGUGGAAAGCAUCGACACGUCGAAAUGCUUCAUGGGCCUGGGAGGCCAUUCCAUAUCGGCAGUCGAAGUUCAACACGCAUGCAGACUUACUGUCUCGAAGCCGCCAACGGUAUUGGCGCUGCUCACAUCACCCUCUAUUGAAGAGCUGUUGCCAACCGGAGAUACCCAGGGCUCGUUUCAAGAAGGUGCGGUAGCGCCAGACAAGUCGUCUAGCACCGUUGUGCAAGUUACAGAAUGCGAAGAGCUUUCGUCGUCGGAAGAGUCUGCUGCAAGUCCCGCCUACUCGAGUGUUUCGGAGGAAGAUGGUGCGGAGAUAGAUUUCGACAUGGCGCAAUCCACACUUUCGCACCAGCCAAGCGAAUUAGUGGUUCCAUUGCUAUACCCAGAAGGAGCGGCGGAUGGACAGAUACUGGAUGCAGAUUCGGCACCGGCAACUGAUCUGCAAGCUGCUUUCAUCCAAAGUGGCCAGAGCACCAUUCACUACUUCGAGACAUGGCAUCUUGAAGACUUGCCUGUCUUGAAAUAUGCAUGGAAGAAGGUCUUAGCCAUAGAACCAAUCUUCCGGACGGUUUUUCAUGAAGCCGGCCCCGGCGCAUACACGAUGCGCAAGGGAGAGAUUGAAAUCCCGUGGACGGAAGUGGUGACGUUUGAUCGCAAGGCGUACGAGGAAGAAUUGACAAGGGUAGAGGCGCAGUCUCAGCCGACUUUCAUGUUCAAGAGUGUGGUAUACAAGGCGCCGCGAAGCAGCAAUGGCAGGCGUAGUGACAGUGAAGCCAGUAUCGUGCUUUCCAUCCACCAUGCGCUCUUGGACGGGUUCGCCAUGGAGCGGUUGGCUGACAAGGUCCGGCGGAUAGCAGUGGGAGAGACAGGGGUAGAAGCAGGGAAGUCGUUCUUGUCGAUAGCGCGAGAGCUCGAGAUGGUGAAGAGGGAGCAUGGAGCAGCGGCGACAGAGUAUUGGAGCAAGCGUGUGCAAGGCCAUCUGGGAGCGGCUACCGGUCCAGGUUUGCGAAGACCAAUGCAAGAAGAGGGAAGAAGAGGUGGACAGCAUGUUCGCCACGAAGUCAACGUGGACUUUGAAUACGUGGGCGAGCGGUUGCAGGAAAGGUCCAAGGAACUGGGCGUGACAGUGGCCGCGUUCUUCCACACGGCAUGGGCAGUUGUGCAGGCCAUGUAUGCCGACAGCAGUCACGUAGUCUUUGGAACCAUCAUGAGCGGGCGAAACAUAGCCAUGGAUGGCGUCGACACGGUCAUUGGGCCACUGCUCAACUCGCUGCCGAUUCACGUGAGCGUGAAUGAGGAGAUGACAACGGACGAGAUGGUGCAAGGCGUCUUCAGCGAUCUCGUCGAGCUCUCGUGUUAUCAAUGGAGCACGCCCGAGCACGGCUUCCAGCGCGACUUCGAGGCAGCCCUGUCGGUCACGCGUGGGCUCGACAGCGCGCGGUCACGUGACGUCAUGUGCCCCAUCCGGCCGGUCCGAUACGACUUCGAGAGCAGCAUCCCGUUGAGCUUGGCGCUGGACGAAGCGGCCAUGACGCUGCGUGCCGUAUACCAUGCUGACAAAUACGCACCCUCGGCAGUCGAGGACAUGGCUGCAUGUCUCGUGAGCGCGCUGGAACGACUGGCCCAACCGACACGGAUGCGGGAAUGCAUUGAUGGCGUCUUGACAGUGCCCAUGCAGGGGCGACUGCGUAGGUGGGGGAACUGCGUAUCCGGAUGCACGACGCGUGCCGCCCACCAGCGGGAGGAUCUGGUGUCUGUGUUCGAGGCCGCGGCGCGCGAGCACGCAGAGGGCGUAGCUGUGGAGGUGGGCACCACAUGCGUCACGUAUGCUGAGCUCGACCGGUUGGCUUCGCGCACUGCCGAGACGCUCAGGCAGCUUGGAGUCGAUGGUCAGGUCGUGUGCGUGCAUGCCGACGGCAGCCUGGAAUGGAUCGUAGGCCUAUUGGGUGCGUUGAAGGCAGAGGCGACAUUCUGCAGUCUCGACGUGACACUGCCGCAUGAGCUGCGCAGCGACAUGUUUCGAGCUUCGGGGAGUCGUGUCUUUGUCGUCGGGCAGGAAUGGCAGAGGAAAUUUGUCCCCGACGAUUGCGUCCACUGCCUCGUACAGGAACCCAUGUUUAUGUCAGCACCAGCGCCAGUCACAGCGGCAGAUGCGCCCGAGCAGCUUGCUAGCCGGAAACGGCGCCCGCUGGCGCCGGCCUACCUCUGCUUCACAUCCGGCUCGACCGGCAAGCCCAAGGGCGUCCUUUGCACACACCAGGCCCUCGUUGCCUUUCAAACCGACGUCGAAGUGCGACUCCAUGCUGCGCCCGGCGUUCGAAUCGCCCAAUUCAUGUCACCCGCCUUCGAUGGCAGCAUCCACGAGACUUUCUCCGCCCUCAGCUAUGGCGCCACACUGGUUUUGCGCCCCACUGCCUCCGCGGCAGACCCCUUCGACGUGCUCCAUCGCGUCAGCAGCGCUAUCAUGACGCCAUCAGUGGCGCAGUCUCUGCUCCCCACCGACUUUGAUAAUCUCGAGACAGUCUACCUUGUCGGCGAACAAGUUCCCCAGACGGUCGUCGAUCAAUGGGCACCCGGCCGCAAGCUAUACAACAUGUAUGGCCCCACGGAAGGAACCGGUGGCGCCACAAUCACGCGCCUCUACCCGCGCCGGCCCGUCACCAUCGGCCGCCCCAACCCAACUUCCCGUCUCUAUAUUCUCGGGAGGGACCGUCGUCUCCUUCCCCCCGGUGCGGUCGGCGAAAUCCACAUCGCAGGUGUGCAGGUGGCUAUUGGCUAUGCAAACUUGCCCGUUGAGACGGCUGCGCGCUUCGUCCCCGACACGCUGAGUCCAGGCCUUGGCGAGUACAUGUAUCGCACCGGUGAUUACGGCUACUGGGACCACAAAGGUGACGUCGUAUGUCUGGGUCGUAGGGACCGUCAGCUCAAAUUGCGCGGCUUUAGGCUCGACCUGGAUGAUCUCGAGACACGCAUUGUCAAGGCUUUGCCCGAUAUCAAGGCUGUGGCUCUUACAAAGUCUGCCAGGGGAGAUAGCUUGGUCGCCAUGGUCCAGCCAGCCAGUCUUGCUCAAGACACCGUCAGAGACGUCCUGUUAAAGGUGUUACCGAGAGCUGCCGUACCGUCUGCCAUUGCCUGCGUCGAUACAUUCCCCUUGACAAGAGCCGGCAAGGUUGAUGCACAGGCCAUCACAGCUACCCUCGCAGCGCAUUAG
This is a messenger RNA of Alternaria arbusti, 3279 nucleotides long. Its product is annotated as NRPS. The transcript has a single exon. NCBI's taxonomy places the organism in Eukaryota, Fungi, Ascomycota, Dothideomycetes, Pleosporales, Pleosporaceae. Gene Ontology annotation, molecular function: catalytic activity; phosphopantetheine binding. The record is from RefSeq and is a predicted model, not a curated record. Gene Ontology annotation, biological process: secondary metabolite biosynthetic process; amino acid activation for nonribosomal peptide biosynthetic process. Gene Ontology annotation, cellular component: cytoplasm. Bases 1 to 3279 code for a protein of 1092 amino acids.